GCGAGCUGAGAGCUCCGACGAAGCCAGCCACCUGUUCGACGGAAUGCCUCCUGGUGAAAAGGACGAGAAUGAGCCGCCGGCGAGCGGCGCCGACCUCAUAGGAGCUCUCCGUGAUCAUAUUAUCCACCAUCUUCUCUCCUUCCUCCCAGUGCAGGCGGCCGUGCAGACGUGCGUGCUCGCCCGGCGCUGGCGCCACCUCUGGCGGUCCACCACGGGCCUGCGAAUCGUCGGCCUUGACGGUGCUGAGUCUGUCGAAGACCUCCGGGUGUUCGUGCACCAUGUGCUGAUCCUGCGUGAGCGCACCGACCUAGACACUGUUGAGAUGACAUUCGAUGAAUGCUCGGUCGAUGACGAGGUUUAUGUGAAACUAUGGACCCGUUUUGCUGUCAUGUCCAAAGUCCGUGCACUCACCCUUCAUAUCCAAGCCCCUACAUAUCUAUGGUUCGACGUCCUGCCUGUUGUCUCUCGCCAUCUGAGAACAUUAGAUCUGCAAGGUCUAUGCGUAGAACAGAGCUCUCUUGAUUUUGCUGGCUGCCCAGCACUCGAGGGUCUGAAGAUGAACCUUUGUGACAUUACUGUUGAAAAGAUAUCUCCCCGUUCCCUGAAGCAUUUGAGCAUUACUAAGUGCUGCUCCGAUUGCCAGCUCCAUGUUUCUACUCCAGGCCUUAUCUCCCUGAAACUAGAUGACUUUACCGGCACAACUCCUUUUCUUGAAAACAUGGCGUUGUUAGAGACAGCAUAUGUUUAUAUUGGUGAUUCCUGUGAAGAUUUCUGUUUGAAUUACGAGUCUGGUGUUUACUGUGGAGCUAGUAAUAUUAUAUGUGAGAAAUGUGAUCUUUUUAAUGACAAUUGUGGAAGCGAUCUUGUGCUUCUAGGUGGUAUCUCAAGUGCUAAACAUCUGAAGUUGAUAUCUGAAUUUGGAAAGUUAAUUUUCUCAAGAGAUUUGAAAUACUGCCCUACGUUUAGUAAGUUAAAGACAUUAUUACUCAAUGAGUAUUGGUGCGAGGCUCCUGGCUUGGAUCCACUAGCUUGCAUUCUGAAAAACUCACCAGUUCUAGAGAAGCUCACUCUUGAACUUUUUUCCGAGGGACCAAAUUAUAAAGUGGAAAUGAAAGGAAGCUUCAGUUCAGUGGGAAGAUCGUCUGCGAUACCAGAGCACCUUAACAUAGUUGAAGUCAAGUGUACUGUGGUGGACGAGAGGAUUCUCAAAGUUUUGAAGUUCCUGUGUGCAUUUGACAUACGAUUCAGCUUCUAGUAAGGGCGAGUGGAUCUGGGUCGUCGGUCAUCUAUGCACUACUCAGAAAUGCAAGGCUUAAGCAUAUACGUCUACAGUAUUUCCAUCUCCUUUUGUGACUUCGUCAUGUGCCAAUGCUACUCAGAGGAACGGUGUAGAAUCUGCAGUCUAUAUAACCUAUGAACUCUAGGCCAUCUAUCUAGCUGGACUUGGUUUAUUGUAUCAUGUAGUUUCUAUAUGCACUUGUGGACUUGUGGUUCAUGCUGAAUCUUUCCAGUUCGCAGACUGCUCAGUGCUCGCCAGGCGUUUUUUUUUCUUUUGGUUUCGCUCAUAACUUGUUCUGCUAUGACGUGAUCAGUUUAUUCUGUCUCCUUUGUCAUGAUCUGGAUAUUUGGAAAAGUGAAGCAAGAGGUGUUAAGUUGCA
This is a messenger RNA of Triticum dicoccoides, 1658 nucleotides long. Its product is annotated as putative FBD-associated F-box protein At5g38570. The record is from RefSeq and is a predicted model, not a curated record. The coding region runs from base 44 to 1255 and encodes 403 amino acids. The transcript is spliced from 5 exons. Lineage: Eukaryota; Viridiplantae; Streptophyta; Magnoliopsida; Poales; Poaceae. Gene Ontology annotation, molecular function: protein binding.